AUGGACAGCCGCUUGGUCUGCGCCAUCCCAGCUGGAUACGAAAGCGACAGCAGCUGUGACGAGUGGGACAUUGGGAUUUCGGAUAAAUAUGCUUCUUGCAUCAAGGAUCUGAAUGCUGUUUCACCGCAUGCAGAAGAUGAUGUGUCGAUGUUGAAAACAGCCAUCUGUCAAGGAGACAUUCGGACUGUUGAACGGCUGUUGGACAAUGGCAUGGACGUGGAGACCAGGCUUGGCCUUGGCUGGACUCCUCUGAUGUAUGUGUUCUGUGUGGCUAAUUACGACAUGGCCAAACUGCUGUUGGACAGAGGGGCCAGUGCCAACUUCGUCACAGAUGAUGUGACGGUGCUCAUGGCCAGUGUCUUAGCUUCUGCAAGCGAAGACAAAAUUGCUUCCUGUGUGGGGCUUCUGCUAUCCAGAGGAGCUGAUCCCAACAUCGCGGACAGGUGUCAGAUCACCUGCCUGAUGCGGGCAGCCCAAGUAGGCUACUGUAAAGUCAUCAACCUGCUGGUCUCCCAUGGAGCAGAACUCAAUGUCCAGAAUAUGAACGGAUACUCGGCUUUGUCCAUAGCAGUGCAGUAUGGCAGAAAGGAGGCAGUGCUAAAGCUCCUCCAGCUGGGAGCAGACAAAACCAUAAGGACCAACUCUGGCAAGAGCCCUGCUGAACUGGCAGUGACUUUAAAACACACAGAGAUAUGCAAGAUCCUGGCCUUUUCACCCCACGUCAGCACCACCCGGGCCGUCGGCUCCAUGGAGGAGACCCUCUCAGAGUUCUUCAAGACUAAUUCUAAAUCGCCACCUUCCAUGGAAAGUGUAACCAAGCUUGAUGAACUUGGGCUCCUCCUACACGGCCUUGAUCUUGGCUACCUCACUGACAUCAUGACUGAAAAUGACAUCACCUGGAGCUACCUGUUGACCAUGGAGAAGGAGGACCUUGAGAAGAUUGGUAUCACAGACGCGGCGGACCAGCAGAAGUUGCUGAUUGCUUUGCAGCAGAUACACAUGGACAAAGUGGACUUAGACACAAUCUGCCAACUGGGAGUCACAGAUACCGGGACCGAGGAGCUUCUUAACUUCCUGAUAAGUGUGAGGCAACAGUGCUGCCACCUGACAGAGUCCAUUCAGGACGUCAUCAGCCGUUUCCCCUGCAGAGCCUCUCAGCUGGUCUUCUCACCGUACUCCAAUAAGGAGGUCCAGGCCGUCUGCAAUCAGCUGGUGAUCCAGACAAAAGACCUGCAGAUGGAAGUCACCUGCCUCCGUGGUCUACUAUGCCAGAUUAACAAGGCUGAAGAUUGCUGUCAGCCUCCUCGGCCUGGUUCCCGCAGCAACUGGAGGAUGCGAUCUCGCAUACUGGGCGUGCUGGGAGCCACUUUCGUCUUGCUCCUCUGCAAAGCUGCCCGCGGCAAGGUUUACCUGUAG
Messenger RNA from Chelmon rostratus (copperband butterflyfish), 1416 nucleotides. It is a transcript of the gene asz1, whose product is annotated as ankyrin repeat, SAM and basic leucine zipper domain containing 1. Bases 1 to 1416 code for a protein of 471 amino acids. Gene Ontology annotation, molecular function: protein binding. Gene Ontology annotation, biological process: piRNA processing. The transcript has 13 exons. The record is from RefSeq and is a predicted model, not a curated record. NCBI's taxonomy places the organism in Eukaryota, Metazoa, Chordata, Actinopteri, Chaetodontiformes, Chaetodontidae. Gene Ontology annotation, cellular component: pi-body.